AUGGCCCCUGGGCGGCCCGAGGCGUCGGCGAGAGCAGAGGAGGCCCCUCAAGGGCUGUCCUGGGGACUUGCCGUUGUUUGUUUCUUUGCUUACAGUUCCCGCCCAGCACACAUUGGGGUGAGCGGGGGCUGUGGUACGGGAGGGCGGAGGAAUCCUGUUGACAGGGGGCUCCGCACCGAACUGAUUAUAGAAGAGUACUUUGUUAGCAUUACUUCGACAGUAGGUAGCUUGAGGCUACAAACAGCCGCUUCGAUCUUUUACGUGAAAAGCAUAUUUCUGGCAAAAUUUGCAUACCUCUCUCAGUGUGUUUUCGGACCCGUGUUAGUUUCUGCCCUUUCUUUGACAUUGGCACAGAUUUUACUCCCAAGUGACCUAGUUCAGGGACCUAACCCUGGCAGGUCUUUAGUUGUGUAUUCUGAAGUGAUUCCUUGUGGGAUUCAGGUUACGACUGAUGGGAAACCCAAGAUAGUUGAUAUAAUUGAUACAACAGGCAGUGGUGAUGUAACUACAUGUACCAUUGUAGAACCUAAAGAUGGGGAAAUUACCGGUCUUUCUGGAAGAACUUUAAAGAUUCCAGCGAACUGGGUAAAUCCUUCAGGCAAAUAUCACAUUGGCAUAAAAAAUGGCUAUGAUAUCUAUCCUAAAGCUCUUAAGGAGAGGAUUCAGAAAGAACGCAAGGAAAAGCUCUGGGAUCCUGUUCACAGACUGGCUCUAGCAGAGGCCUGUAGGAAACAAGAAGAAUUUGAUGCUGCUCAUAGCUCUCCCUCCCAAGUGAAUAAGCUGAUAAAGGAAGAACUUCAAAAUCAAGUGGAACUGUUGAAUUCUUUUGAGAAAAAAUAUAGUGAUCCUGGCCCAGUAUAUGAUUGUCUAGUAUGGAACGACGGUGAGACCUGGAGAGCCUGCAUAGAUACAAGUGAGAGUGGUGACUUAACUAGCUGUACAGUGCUGAGAACCUACAAAGAGGCUCAGGAAUAUGGAUCUUUUGGAACAUCUGAGAUGUUGAAUUAUUCUGUGAACAUAUAUGAUGAUGGAAACCUUCUUUCCAUUGUGACAAGUGGAGGAGCACAUGGAACACACGUGGCUAGUAUUGCAGCUGGAUACUUUCCAGAAGAACCAGAACGAAAUGGUGUGGCUCCUGGAGCUCAGAUUCUUGCAAUCAAGAUUGGCGAUACGAGACUAAGUACAAUGGAAACUGGCACUGGUCUAAUAAGAGCUAUGAUAGAAGCAAUAAAAUACAAAUGUGAUCUUGUCAACUAUAGCUAUGGAGAGGCAACACACUGGCCAAAUUCUGGGAGGAUUUGUGAAGUAAUUAAUGAAGCAGUGUGGAAACACAAUGUGAUCUAUGUUUCAAGUGCAGGAAAUAAUGGCCCUUGCCUUUCUACAGUAGGAUGUCCUGGUGGAACUACAUCUAGUGUAAUAGGUGUUGGCGCCUAUGUAUCACCUGACAUGAUGGUCGCUGAAUACUCUUUAAGAGAAAAACUGCCAGCAAAUCAAUAUACUUGGUCAUCCAGAGGGCCUAG
Messenger RNA from Cariama cristata (Red-legged seriema), 1520 nucleotides. Its product is annotated as tripeptidyl-peptidase 2-like. NCBI's taxonomy places the organism in Eukaryota, Metazoa, Chordata, Aves, Cariamiformes, Cariamidae. Gene Ontology annotation, molecular function: tripeptidyl-peptidase activity; serine-type endopeptidase activity. The annotation marks the transcript as partial. The record is from RefSeq and is a predicted model, not a curated record. Gene Ontology annotation, cellular component: cytosol. The transcript is spliced from 12 exons. Gene Ontology annotation, biological process: proteolysis.